Molecule: messenger RNA, 2652 nt
Organism: Endocarpon pusillum Z07020
Lineage: Eukaryota; Fungi; Ascomycota; Eurotiomycetes; Verrucariales; Verrucariaceae
Exons: 5
Coding region: 1-2652 (883 amino acids)
Biological process (GO): DNA-templated transcription; regulation of transcription by RNA polymerase II
Cellular component (GO): chromatin
Molecular function (GO): zinc ion binding; DNA-binding transcription factor activity, RNA polymerase II-specific; RNA polymerase II cis-regulatory region sequence-specific DNA binding
Source: RefSeq, a predicted model, not a curated record
AUGGACUUGAUGAACAGCAGUUCUCACAGCCCACAACAAUCUGUCGAAGUCAGGCCAGCUAUACAACGACAAAGCUCAACCUCCUCAAGUGGAUCGGGCGAGUCAUCCCAUACUCGACCGCGCAAAGCUAUCCGGUCAUCACGACAACGCACCUCAGGCUCAGGCGCCCAAGGUCCCGAAGACGAGCAGAGUGGGUCGCGUCGCGGUAGCAUAUCCAGUAUGCGGACUUCCUCAGCACCUCUCGAGGGCCCCAUUACCUACACGCCAACAACGCAUCGCAUCAGCAAAGCGAAGAAGGGGAAACGUGUGCAUGCGUGCGAAUACCCUGGCUGCAACAAGAUCUUUACCCGUGCCGAGCAUAGAAGGCGACAUGAGCUGAACCAUAGCCCAGAGGCAUCUUAUCCUUGCGAUCGCGCAGGAUGCCGGAAAGCUUUUCACCGACCAGAUUUGCUGCAACGUCACCAGGAGAGGCAUGAGCUGGAGGCGCAGACAGAGGGUGGGGUUAUCGGCCACCGCCGGCUUCCAAGUGACCAGUCAUCGGCCUCAGUAGGCCAUUCUCUCAUCACUUCAACGUCGAUGACCAGUCCUAUGGUGUCAGUGCAAGCAUCAAGUAACGGACUCUCCAUCCCAUCCUUACUUCAUCCACAAUCAAGUGAAGGCUACAGCCACAGUCAACACAGCAGCACCUUCGACUUUCCACGCGCCCCUUUUCCAAUGUAUACUUCUAGCAUCAGUGCCCCCGACGACUUUAUCUAUUCGUCACCCGAGAGCAGCCAAUCACCUCUCUCCGACCAUUAUGGCUUCCCACACCGAAACAGCAUGUCUUCUUCCUCUUCUGUGGUGGACUUUGUACCACCAAACUGCGCCUCACCACUUGUUAACACUACUGCGUCCGGAUGGGCACCUGUAUUACCACCUAGUGCGCUUCCUUCUAAUUGUAGUUCUUUGGAGGAUGAUAUCGGCGGCUUCUCUUCUUCAUCUGCAGGGGCUCCCUUACCAGUACCCAUCUCCCAGCUGGACCGGCAUGAGUGGCUUGUCCUUCAACGAGAGCUGGCAUCAGCCUCGGGAGCUGUCCAAGUCGACCACGGUGGAUUGGAGAUAUUCGACAUUGUAAAAUGGCAGGACGACAGUCUCGAUUGCUAUUGGCGACAUUUUCACCCUUUCUUUCCAAUUGUACAUCAACCCACUUUUUCUGCGACUUCUAGCGAUUUGAUGACAGCCGUUAUGGUAGCGAUAAGCUCUCAGUAUGAUACCCAGACGAAUGCAAAAGACUAUUCUCUCGCUUUACUUGAAGCUUGUACCAGAUCAUUAGCAAAAAGAGAUAAAAUCCACAGCCGGUCGCGUCUUAGUGACUUGCAAACCGUGUUUCUGCUCGAAGUCCUGAUGAAGUUCAGGUCUCGAAAGGCAGAGACCGGCCUCUCUCCUCGAUUUCGUGCUCUGUUUGCAAGUCUUAAUCACACCGGCUCUCGUUAUUGGAUUUCAAACAAUCCCAUCACUGUACUCAAGGGUCUCUCGAAAUCACCCUCCGCGGCAGACUUGCAGCAAGCUCAUUCAUUUUGGCUUAAUCGUGAGACGCGCCGAAGACUUCUUCUUGGCUCAUUUAUCCUCGACACCCAGCUAGCUGCACUAUUUGAACAACAGUCUGUGCUAUUCCCUAGAUGGCCCGGCGAGACGAUCUCCGCUCAUGUUUCAAACUUGCCCUACCCCUGCGACAAUGAGUUGUGGGAAUGCGCAACCGUCGAAGAGUGGGCUGGGCUCGCAACCUCUUUCCAGCAGAUCACCCUUUCAGACGCAGCAGAUCCGACCAUUUAUGACCGUUCGAGCGCGUUGGACUCCUUCCGCGCAAGACUGAUCUUCACUCAUCUUGUCAACUGUCCAUCACACGGCAACACUGACUCAGGUACUGAGCUGGGCAAAUUGUGUGAGACCCUAGCGCGAUAUGAUCUCUCGGGCCAACAUGUUCCCACAAUAUUCGAUAUCCACGCCCAUACCACGGCACAGCACACGCCAAUUCGAAGCCUCCUGAUCGUCAGCGGCGAAUCAUGGCUUUUCGGCAAGAAGCUAGAACACGAAGAAGAUUUCGCUGCCGCGAAAGCACAUCUUCGCGAGUGGGUAGACUCCAACAAGUCACAGACAGCGCUGUGGCAUGCUACCGCAUUGUUGAGAAUGGUCUUGGACGUUAGGCCCAACACCCCUCUCCAGCCGGUCCAUGGGACCAGCAACCAGGGUUGGGAGAUGGGAAUGCUACACGAGCAGUGGUGUAUUUACAUUGCCGCACUGGUGUGCUGGGCUUGCACAUUCGAUGCGUCAGCUUCCUCGGCACCUCUUUCCGGAUUAUCAAUCUCUUCUACUCCUCCCGCCAUCUCAGGAGCGUCCUCCCCAUACAUAGCUACGUCAACUCCCACGGGCUAUCCGGCCCUGAUGGAGCCGGUUGAAGCAGGCGUAGAAAUGUGCACCUUCCUCCAAGCCACAGACGUCGACGACUUGAACCUUCUCCCCGCUGUCCUCGACAAAGUGAGGGGCCAGACGAGAGGCUUGCUUGAAGUAGUCCGAAAUGGGAAACUCAAUGGCUCUUUAGGAGGCUUAAUCAAUGAGGCAAGUGGUGUUUUGUACAGACUGGUCGAGGGGCGGAGUCAGCUUUCGCAUUUCUAA